Messenger RNA from Ilex paraguariensis (yerba mate), 912 nucleotides. NCBI's taxonomy places the organism in Eukaryota, Viridiplantae, Streptophyta, Magnoliopsida, Aquifoliales, Aquifoliaceae. The record is from the annotation of a GenBank genome assembly.
AUGGAAAGAGAGCUAGAAGAACUGCAAUCCUUAGGGCUCUUUGGCAUCUACAGAGAAGCCUGCAUGAUCAUCUUCAAAUGGAGAAGAAUCUUCAGCCAAAUCACCCUAUCUCUGGUUCUCCCUCUCUCCGUCAUCUUCCUCGCCCACAUCGAAUCAAACGUACUUCUCUCAAGAAUCUUUCACAUGGAAUUUGUAAUACACAGUACAAGAGCAGACAGUCCAAUCCACAGAGCUUCUAUCAUAGAGUCUCAUCGGAGUGGGCCUAUUUCUGGCUUUUCAACUCGUGAAGUGACUUUCAAGAAGGUCAUGAGAGUAGUUCCUAAGGUCUGGAAGAGAUUAAUGGUCACUUUUCUCUGCACUUUCCUCGUCUUCUUCGUCUAUAACUUGGUCGCAGUGCUUAUCUUCUUCAUCUGGGCUAUCACUGAUGGGGGCAACACCAUUGCUGUGGUGAUUUUCUUCAUCAUUUUGAUAUGUUACGUAGUUGGAUUUGUGUAUUUGACCAUUCUUUGGCAGUUGGCUAGCGUUGUAUCAGUCUUAGAAGACACAUAUGGAUUCAAAGCAAUGAUCAAGAGCAAGGAACUGAUAAAGGGGAAGAUGUGGGUCGCAAUUGUUUUCUUCUUCAAGCUGAAUUUCUCUCUCUACGCGAUACAAUAUGUGUUUCAAUAUUUUGUUGUGUAUGGAUGGCCAUUGAGGUCUGAGUACAGAAUUGGAGUUGGGUUAUUGUGUUUCUUGUUGCUUUUGAUGUUGAUUCUCUUUGGGUUGGUGAUUCAGACUAUAAUCUACUUCGUCUGCAAAUCAUACCACCAAGAAAGCAUCGAUAAGUCAGCGCUUUCCGAACAUCUUGAGGUCUUUCAGGGAGAGUAUGAGCGUCUGAAACCAAAAGAUAUUCAGCUAAAGGAAAAUGAGGUCUGA